AUGGCAGACCCGGAAAAAAGGAACAUUUUGGGUACAACCAGAUUCCUCCGAUUCUCGCGUUGGACUAACCUCGUAAAUGGAGUGUCACGACUGAUACGACUGGCCCGAAGGUUACAACGCCAUAGAAAUAAAGAAGAGAGAGACGAUGAAGAAUCAGUAGUCGAAGCAAAGCGGUGUGCUCAAAUGCUUAUCAUCAGAAGCGUGCAAAGUGAAUCAUUUAAGGACGAAAUCCACUGCUCGAAGAAUAAGAAAAUUCUCUCGAAAUCGUCACAAUUACGGAGCCUUAACCCAAUCAUAGAUCCCGAGGGCAUCCUGAGAGUCGGAGGACGCUUACACUACGUUGAUUCGUCAUACGAAGAACGUCAUCCCGCUAUUCUUCCUUCGAAACAUCACAUCUCCAGACUAAUCGUUGAAAAUCUCCACGAGGAGGUAAAACACCAAGGUCGACACUUCACCCACGGAAUGGUCAGGGGAAAGGGAUUUUGGAUUGUCGGAGAAAAACGCUUGAUCAAUCGGGUUAUCCAUGAGUGCUUCACCUGCAGAAGGCUAAGAGGAAAGUUCCAACAGCAAAAGAUGGCUGAUCUCCCACCAGAACGCGUACACCCCUCUCCUCCAUUCACCAACAUCGGAAUCGACGUUUUUGGACCAUGGUAUGUCGUAGCCCGUCGCACCAGGGGAGGACACGCUUCGAGCAAACGGUGGGCGGUGCUAUUUACGUGCUUAGCAACAAGAGCCGUCCAUAUCGAGCCAAUCGAGAGCAUGGACACGUCAAGCUUUAUUAACGCACUGCGGCGGUUUAUGGCAAUUAGGGGUCCUGUUAGACUGAUACGUUCAGACCGUGGAACCAACUUCGUUGGCGCGCGCAACGAGUUCGAGGCAGCAUUAAAGGAAAUGGAUAGGAAUAUCAUCGAGUCCUACCUUACCUCGCAAGGUUGUACCUGGGAGUUUAACCCUCCUCACGCCUCGCACAUGGGUGGAGCGUGGGAACGCAUGAUCGGAGUCUGCAGACGCAUAUUGGACUCUGUACUACUGACAUCCCAAAUCACCCACUUAACGCACGAAGUGCUAUCCACCUUUUUGGCGAAGUCUCGGCGAUCGUCAAUAACAGACCACUCAUACCGGUUUCCAACGACCCUGCGGCUCCGGAAAUAUUGA
Molecule: messenger RNA, 1155 nt
Organism: Dendronephthya gigantea
Lineage: Eukaryota; Metazoa; Cnidaria; Anthozoa; Malacalcyonacea; Nephtheidae
Exons: 1
Coding region: 1-1155 (384 amino acids)
Biological process (GO): DNA integration
Molecular function (GO): nucleic acid binding
Source: RefSeq, a predicted model, not a curated record